Leptosia nina is the source of this 486-nucleotide messenger RNA. Lineage: Eukaryota; Metazoa; Arthropoda; Insecta; Lepidoptera; Pieridae. The record is from the annotation of a GenBank genome assembly.
AUGCCAGUGGUGAAGAACGAUUGGGACAUAUACAACUCGCAGAGGUCACGGCGGACCUCCGAGUCGGCGGACAAGGCGGGGAUCGGUGGUCGGAUGCGCAAAGUGUCCGAGUCUCGCUCCGAGGGCCCGGCGUUUUCUCCGCGGACGUCUUCCAACGUCCUGAGUCCACACCGGAGCGCGCCGGCUAUGCGCUCCGUUUCCUACGGCCGUAUGCCACCAUCGCGGGUGUCACUUCGAGCGCAGGACAGCCCCAAGGGCUUGGCUAGCCCCCCGAGCGGCGGGCGCGAGUCGGACAAGUUUCACAGCAGGGCGCGCGCGGCCUCCCCCGAGCGAAAGUGGCACUGUACCGCCUGCAUGCCCUACCUGUUGUAUGAGGUUGUUACGAUGUCUGGUGAUUUUAAGACUGCGUUUAGUUUUAAGAACCCCGAGGGCUUAGGAAGCUUUUCCAGCUUAGGGACGUUAGAUGGCAGUUCGCAUAUUCUGUGA